Messenger RNA from Trichoderma harzianum CBS 226.95, 693 nucleotides. RefSeq lists its product as hypothetical. The record is from RefSeq and is a predicted model, not a curated record. NCBI's taxonomy places the organism in Eukaryota, Fungi, Ascomycota, Sordariomycetes, Hypocreales, Hypocreaceae. The transcript has 3 exons. Bases 1 to 693 code for a protein of 230 amino acids. Gene Ontology annotation, cellular component: cytoplasm.
AUGACUGCCAAAAUCAAGCUGUAUACCAACCACGGCUGCCCUUGGGCCCACCGUGCUCAUAUUGCACUGGCAGAGCUGAAAAUCCCAUUUGAAGAGGAAAUCAUUGACUUGAGUGUUCCUCGUACGCCGGAGUACCUGGCAAUCAACCCUCGUGGCCUCGUUCCUAGCCUUUCCUACAAUGGCCAGAUUAUUACAGAGUCUGCUAUUGUCGCUCAGUUCCUAGCCGAUGCCUAUCCGUCCCACCUGGUCCCGAAUGGAGGUACUCCUGAGGCGGCUCUUACUCGCGCCAGAAUAAACUUCUUUGUCGAUACCUUUUUUAGCAAGGUCAAUUCUCUUUAUCACAAAGCGCUUUUCGCCAAGACAGAUGAAGAGGCCGAGGAGGCUGCUGCGGAAUUUGUGAAGCAGCUUGAGAAGGAGGUUGAGCCGCUGUUAAGCGACGCAGCCCCGUAUUUUGGAGGAAGUAAGACAUUGACGUUGGCUGAGGUCCUCACCGGAUCUUUCAUUCUACGAUUGCUCUCUCUGCCAAAGAAUGGUGUUGGGCCAGAGAGUUUGAUCAAAGAACUGCCUACCAAGACACCCAACUUUUAUAAAUGGGCAACUACAGUGAUUGAACAUCCCAGUGUGAAUGGAAUAUGGAACGAGGAAAAGGUUGUGGCUGGCACCAAGGCCCGCCUUGCAAAGUUGAAGGCAUAA